Molecule: messenger RNA, 1953 nt
Organism: Onychomys torridus (southern grasshopper mouse)
Lineage: Eukaryota; Metazoa; Chordata; Mammalia; Rodentia; Cricetidae
Product: protein FAM111A-like
Exons: 4
Coding region: 207-1949 (580 amino acids)
Source: RefSeq, a predicted model, not a curated record
AACCAUUUCUGUGACUGGAGGAUACUAUCCUGUUGCGGUGACAAGAGUGAGUGACUGGUUCCUGGGAGUCCACAUUGGAUAUUAUCAACCUCCGCCUAGAACCAGUGUGUUUCUCUGUUUCUCCAGCCUUCUGUACAGGUAUUCUCUGUACCCAAAGGUAUAAGAGGAAUAUCUCACAGAAGGUCCGAGGUCAAGCAAGGAAAAAUAUGGAAAUCCUACACUAUUUUUCUCAGGUCCCCAAAGGGCAGAAUGAGCCCAUAACUUCUCAAAUGAAAAUGGAAUGUAGAAAAAGACCAAAGGAGAUAACCAACAACCAAGACCAAAAAUCACACUGGGAACAAAACACUCCACAAGAUGAGAAAGCUCCCCCAAGGAAGACCAUUAUCAUAACCUUCGGUACACACCACAUAACAAUUGGGGUUACAGAUGGGGAGACAGGUAGCUUAUACCAGGCACUCAACACCCUUGACCCUGUCAAAAGAGAGAUAGAAAGACAGACAAGCAAAGAAAUGCUAGUGUGUGGCAAAGAAGGGAUAGAAGGGUAUAUAAACCUUGGCAUGCCUCUCCGUUGUUUUCCGGCAGGCAGCCAUGUGGCCAUUACAUUUUCGAAAACUGAAAGUAAGGAGAAAGAAACUAAUGAAGUGUGUGGCCGCUUUGACCCAUCAUCUGCUGAGUGUGUUGUGUUUUACAUUCAUGCCGUUGGGAGUAGGGAGCAAAGGAUCCUGAGGUGCAGGGAACUUGACAAGGAGGGGACCAAAGUCUGUGUGUAUGGCUUCCAAGGAGAGAGCAUCAAGGCCACUCUGAGGAAGGAUGGCAGAUUUCAUUCCUUUGUGGACAGUGACCAUUGGAAACUCAUUGACAAUGAUACCAUCAUAGCAAACACCCAGCUGGUUGAUGUGUUACAGGGCAAGCUCUUUCUGAUUGAGGUGGAAAGAAAGAAAAGCCCUUGGGCGGUAGCAGCAACUCAGAAUUCUGAGUUAGAGGACAGAAACUUCAGUCAGUUAAAAGGAUACAUUGUGAAUUUGUACCCUAUACUGACAGCAGAACGUGAGAAACUGAGAGCAUACAUCAAGGAAGAAAGUGAGAAAAGAAAGAAAACUAAUUUAUUCAAAGCACAUAGAGCAAACUUCAGGAAGCUGACCCAGAACUCCACCCCAGGUAAAGUCUUCAAACUUCUUUCACAGCUCAGUGACUCAGUUGGGCUCAUAGUUUGGGACAACAAUGGACACAGGGGUAGUGCCACAUGCUUUGUUUUUAAAGGGAUGUACAUGUUCACUUGUCGACAUGUAAUAAAUGACAUUGUAGGGGAAGGCGUAGAGCCAAGUCAGUGGGCAGAUAUAAUUAGUCAAUGUGUAAGAGUGACAUUUGAAUAUCAAGUGUUCCCCAUCAAAGAAGACAGCUAUUGCUCUGUUGAACCUUGGUUUGAGGUGUCUGAUGUAACUCUUGAUUAUGCUGUCCUGAAACUGAAAGGAAACGGACGGCAUAUUCCUACAGGACUCUGUAAUGGAACACCUUCUGAAUCACUUAGUGAGUUUGUGUAUAUGAUUGGUCACCCAGACGGAAAAUAUAAGGUUGUUGAUGGUUGUACUGUGGUACCUGAAAAUGAGCAAAGAAGGAAAUGUGAGGACAUUCAGGGUAGAGGAGCAGUGAGUGGCAGUGAUCCCAUGCAGUAUAUCUAUAUGUACACCCAAAGAAGCUUCCAGAAGAACAUCCAUGAACCUGGUGUGGUUACCUGGGAUAACACUUUUUAUUGUGGUUCUUCUGGAUCUCCUAUAUUUGAUGCUAGAGGAUCACUGAUAGCCAUGCACACUGCUGGCUUCAUUUGUGAGUAUGCAAGUGGGUUUUCCAGUGUUAUUGAAUUGGGCUCCUCAAUGAAACACAUCCUUGAUGAUAUUAAGCAAAACCAUGAAACAUGGUACAAUGAAAUUUGUGUGUUCAAAGGGACGUAGAACU